This is a messenger RNA of Anisakis simplex (herring worm), 804 nucleotides long. Lineage: Eukaryota; Metazoa; Nematoda; Chromadorea; Rhabditida; Anisakidae. The record is from the annotation of a GenBank genome assembly.
AUGAAUUUGGAUGUGGGAAGUUUACCUACGAUAGUGCCUACUCCAGAGACAGUUCGUGUGAACAUCGAACGUUCUACCACCUUACAGUGUCGUGCAAUUGGACAUCCGGUUCCUGAGAUAACGUGGCAGCGUCACGGUGUUCCUAUUCAUACAAUGGGUAAUCGGGUGAAAACGCUCCCUGAUGGAAGCUUGCUCAUCAACAACGCACAAAUGGACGAUCAAGAUCGCUAUACGUGUACAGCGAAAAAUAUGUUUGGACAACAAGACAAGACAACAGUGCUUAUGGUAACCGGAUUAGUGAGUCCAGUCCUCGGACAUGUGCCUCCUGAAGAGCAGUUGAUUGAAGGCAAAGACUUGCGGCUAUCCUGCGUUGUUGUCUUGGGUACCCCAAAACCGAUACUCAAAUGGUUCAAAGAUGGAGUUCCACUUGAAUCUUCAGAUACCGUUAUCAUCGAAGGUGGUGGAAGUGGUCUUUUGUUGAGGAAAGGAAAUCGAAGAGAUGAAGGACGAUACACAUGUGCUGCGAUAUCACCAGCUGGCAACGCAACACUCAACAUCAAUGUGCAGUUAAUCAGAAAGCCUGUCAUUGAGAGCACCGGUAUCCAGCAGUAUGUCAUCUCGUUGGGCCGAUCUGUUGAUAUACCUUGUCGCGUCCUCGGUAAACCACCACCUCAAAUCACAUGGAGUGUUGAUGGAAAACCAUUAUCCACCAGUGGACCUGAACACAUGAUUUUGGUGAAACUUUAUUUUUAUCACAUUACUUCAGUAAAUUCUGCUCAGUCAAAUAUGAAACGAUUCAAUUGA